Molecule: messenger RNA, 1271 nt
Organism: Triticum aestivum (bread wheat)
Lineage: Eukaryota; Viridiplantae; Streptophyta; Magnoliopsida; Poales; Poaceae
Product: putative neugrin-like protein DDB_G0288135
Exons: 4
Coding region: 262-870 (202 amino acids)
Source: RefSeq, a predicted model, not a curated record
CCUAACCCUAGAAUCGCUCAUUCCCUGUCCCUCCUCCUGUGUGCGCCGCCGCCGCUGCGCACACGCCACAUCUCGUCGCCCUCCUCCACAUCUUCGGCCAAGGCGCUCACUUCUCCGGCCGUCCUCCACAUCUCCUCGCCCUCCUCCACAUCUCCGGCCAAGGCACUCACUUCUCCGGUCGUCCUCCUCAUCCUCCACCCCAUCCACUUCCUGUUCUCCAAGACUGCAACAUGGUGCUCGGCGGCUGCGGCAACGUAGCUGAUGGAGCGCGAGCCGACCAGUUCAACGGAGGCAGUAGCACGGGGCAGCGGCAGCAGCAUGGAGGGCGUCCGCUUGACUGGGAAGGUGAUGGAACUGCAAAUAGGAGUGGCAGCGGCAACCAUGAUGCAAGUGCAAUUGGUUCCCAAAGCUCUUGGAAAGGAAUUAAAGAUAAUAACUUAUAUGAUCCUUGGAACCAUACAUGGCCGUAUUAUGGGGGUUAGGAAGGUCAAGGAGUGGCUGAAUGAGGAUGAAGAGGAUCCAAUUGUGGAUGGAGCUGAUGCGGCAAGUGCUAUUUUUGAGAGAAUAAGGCGCCUCAACUCAAGCAGGAAGGAUUCUUAUGUUGGUACGAAGGCUAAUAAGAAGAAAAGAAAGAGGAGUCAUGAUGAGGAGAAUGAGUAUGUCGAAACUGAGAGUGAGGAUGAUGACAACAAGAAUGAGUAUGUUGAUAAUGAGAGUGAGGAUGAUGAUGGGGUGAGUGAGGAUGAUGAGGAUGAUCAACAAGAUCAGCAAGAAACACAAAUGCAAGUGGAAGAAGAGAUACAAGUACAAGUCGAAAAGGAGACACAAGCAAGCUUGGCAAUUUGGAGACUCGUAGAUCUGGCCGACUAGUUAGGAAGAAGGUCAAGGAAGUCAACAGCCUCUACUCAUAGAUUUGCUGGAGCUUGGAGCAUGAUGCUAGCUGGAGCUUGGAGCAUUGAAGCUGGAGCUUUUUCGAUGGAACAAGACCUCCCCGUCCAUGCUUUCAUGGAUUUCUGUUGGAGCUGUUGUUCGUUGUGAUGCCUUGAUGGUUGUCUUUUGCUGUUCGGUGUGAUGCUUUGAUGGCUGUCUUCUGGAGCUGUUUCUAUGUGAAAUCCUUUAAAUCCUAUUGUUGGUUGUACUGAAGUAUCUAAACUUUGGAAUGAUGUGAUGGUUGUGGACUGUAAGUUUAGAACUAAUGUGCGUGAGGUUUAUACUGGACUGAUGCUCUUAUUUUAAUCCCUAGAGGCAAUUUGCUAAACAUUAUAUGAUUA